AUGGCGGCGGACAAGGCGGUUACCCGAUCGCCGGAGCGAUCCAGGACGACACGCAGCGGCGACGACGUGGAGCACGAGGAAUAUAGGGAAGCCAAGAAGAUGAAGACAAAUCUGGCGACGGAGGAAGCCGCCGCCGACGGCAGGGAGGAGGAGCUGGAGAUCCCAUCUCCGCCCCUUCAGCCCUACAUCCCCGACGAGCUAAUGGACAGGCAUGCCUACCCGGAGAUAUUCGCCGCGUACGAGCUCGCCGAAGCCGCAUUCUCUCAAAAACAAGAUCGCGUGGAGAAGCUGCUGCCCACGCGCCAUUACUUCGAAAAGCCGCUCCUCGCCAUGCCGGACUCCGCGAAGAAGGCAGUCCUCUCCGCCGCCAGAUCCCUCAUCGGCCUCUCCUCCUUUCGCGGUGGCGAGCCGCUGGCACGGUCCGCUGGUGUCUGGAUCAAUUGGGAUGAGGGGAGCCGAAAGGGCGUCGUGUUGACGACCGCACAUCUGAUCCGUGCCAAAAAGCCAUUGGUCAAAAGCCACCGGCGGUGCAAAGACCAGUACCUGUAUCAUCGCGACGCUCAAGUUAUUGUUCACUUGCUCGAUGAAACCACUGCGGAGGGCCGCCUGCUCUAUCACCAGGAGCAUUACGACAUUGCUUUCUUUAUGGUUGCAAUGGAUCAACGUGUUCAACUAGCCUCUUUUGCUGACACAGUCAACAAUGGUCAAGUGACUUUGUUGCUUGCAAGAGAAGAAAAUUUGGAUCUAAAGAUAACCCAUGGCAAAGUGAAACGGAAAGCAGGACACCACUUCCUGUACUUUUCCCAAGAUAACGAAUAUGAGGACGACGGUUGCGGAGGGCCAGUUAUUGACUUUGAUGGAAAGGUUGUGGGGAUGUUCAACGGUUGUAGAAGAGGGCCUUUUGUUCCUUCUUCUGUUUUGAAUGGGUGCAUGGAUUUGUGGAGGAAUUUUGGGUGCAUCCUUCGGCCCCACCUUGGGUUGCAAUUUGAGGCCAUCAAGUUUCUAGAUCCCACUCGUGGUGAGUACAUAUGGCGGAAGUUAAACAUUGAUGACGGUCUUGUUGUUGAAGAGAUGUCAGCAGGAUCCCAUGCUGAGAAAAUUGGAAUCCGAGUAGGUGAUAUUAUUGAUUGCAUUAAUGGAGAACGCAUCUCUACGACACUUGAGUUGGAAAACAAGUUGUUGAGCAUAUGCAUGGGCAAUUUUAAUAGAGGAAAUCUCGAAGUUGAUGUUUCAAUCCGGGUAUUUCACACAGCCAAACGUCUCCGGAGGACAAUAAAUUUAACUGUAAAUGUAUCUGAUCGUAAAGAAGUUAUUGAACAAGGUAUACAAGUCUGUUUUUAA
Molecule: messenger RNA, 1341 nt
Organism: Triticum urartu
Lineage: Eukaryota; Viridiplantae; Streptophyta; Magnoliopsida; Poales; Poaceae
Source: RefSeq, a predicted model, not a curated record